This is a messenger RNA of Temnothorax curvispinosus, 727 nucleotides long. RefSeq lists its product as uncharacterized. The record is from RefSeq and is a predicted model, not a curated record. The transcript has 3 exons. Lineage: Eukaryota; Metazoa; Arthropoda; Insecta; Hymenoptera; Formicidae. Bases 178 to 591 code for a protein of 137 amino acids.
ACCACCAACGCGAACGUAUCGUUGUGUCGUUGUCGUUGUCGUGAAUUGUCGUCGUCGUCUUCGUAGUUCGUAGCCCUUGUUUGACGAAGAAAUAGUGCCUCUCAUCGCGGAUGUCGCCGAUGCGUCUUGACGAAUCACCAAAGCUGUCGCACCUGGUAACGAAGGUACACUCGAGAUAUGAUAUACACGACAUGCACUGCUGUUAUCGUUCGUCACAAUCACCAAUCCAGCUCACUGCAUCCAAGUAGUCAUGCGUCUCGUCGACGACACAAAGAUGCGAACGUAGCGGCUAUGAGAGACAUCCUGCAGAAGAUCUCGAGCGGGGAUUCGAACACGGAGGAUGACUCAAAGCUCGUCGAAAUCAUUAAGGAGGCAGUCGUGAGGACCGCGGAAGAAAUUAAGACGCCCACAGGCUCGAUCGAAGCGGCCGCUAAAAAAGCGCAGAUAUUGGUGUCCGAAUUGACCUCGGCGUACACGAACGCUAUCUACAAUGCCAAAUCUCCCGAGGAUGGUCGAGAGAAUUUUGUGCGCUUCCAGACCACUGUCCAGGCGAUCGUGGAAUUCAUCAAAAACGGUCAAUUUUUGGCAUAGUUUGAAAAAUCCUAUUUUUUCUUCCGCUAUUUAUUUUAAUCUUGAAUAUUUAUUCGUUAUACGUGCCUGUCUAUCGCUAAUAUCACAAAUGUAUCAUAGAGAAUCGAUAAAUAUAAUUGUGAGUUAAUCAUGGAAA